Messenger RNA from Cylicostephanus goldi, 636 nucleotides. Lineage: Eukaryota; Metazoa; Nematoda; Chromadorea; Rhabditida; Strongylidae. The record is from the annotation of a GenBank genome assembly.
UUCAAGGUAGCUCCUUCAUCUGUAUGGCAAGAGGCGAGACAGGGAAUGAUAGGAAGAACGGCGCAUCCUUUUGACUGGACUUUUACUUCCAAAUAUGCAGGAAGUGUACAAAAUUGCACGGUGAGUUACAUUAAAUUCAACUAUGCAUUCCUAGAGCUAUUUCGAUCUUGGUGGCAGGUUGAAGUUACUAACGAUCCGAUCGACCUAGAACGUUUGAAGCGUCAGGAGCCGAUAGGAUUCUACGCGCAAGUCACGCUUUAUGAAGACGAGCUAGCUGAUCAUGGCACAGCACAGAUGUCUGUUCGGAUUCGCGUCAUGCCAGAUUUCUUCUUUGUGCUCAUGCGAUUUUAUCUUCGUAUAGACCGGGUAUUGGUACGGGUAUGCGAUACUCGUCUGGUGGGUGAUAACGGCAAAGAUUACAUUAUAAGGGAAUGGAGUCUUCGAGAGGCGAAAGUCGCAGAUUUACAACAUCUUGUAAGUUCCGAAAAUCUGUUAAAAUGUCGGGGAUAUGAAAAACGAGAAAAUCACACCGAUCUCAUCAUGAAUGUUGCUUGUGCUUACCUCAACUUUUUCUACUGCCUCGUGAAUACUAUAAUUGUACAAAUUUAUCUCUCUUUGCUCAUCAUUCACACUUAA